Messenger RNA from Neogale vison (American mink), 1897 nucleotides. It is a transcript of the gene STX18, whose product is annotated as syntaxin 18. The record is from RefSeq and is a predicted model, not a curated record. The coding region runs from base 48 to 1055 and encodes 335 amino acids. Gene Ontology annotation, biological process: retrograde vesicle-mediated transport, Golgi to endoplasmic reticulum; intracellular protein transport. The transcript is spliced from 11 exons. Gene Ontology annotation, cellular component: SNARE complex; membrane; endoplasmic reticulum. NCBI's taxonomy places the organism in Eukaryota, Metazoa, Chordata, Mammalia, Carnivora, Mustelidae. Gene Ontology annotation, molecular function: SNAP receptor activity.
CUGCUGACGUGUGCCGGCCAGGAAGGGGGUCGGGAGCGUAGGUCGCGAUGGCGGUGGAUAUCACGCUGCUGUUCCGGGCCAGCGUCAAGACCGUGAAGACGCGCAACAAAGCGCUGGGAGUGGCAGUGGGCGGCGGGGUCGAUGGCAGCCGCGACGAGCUGUUCCGCCGGAGCCCCCGGCCCAAGGGCGACUUCUCCAGCCGGGCGCGGGAAGUGAUUUCACACAUUGGCAAACUGAGAGAUUUUCUUCUGGAACAUAGGAAAGAUUAUAUUAAUGCUUAUAGCCACGUCAUGUCUGAAUAUGGAAGGAUGACAGACACAGAACGAGACCAGAUAGACCAGGACGCUCAGACGUUCAUGAGGACCUGCUCUGAAGCGAUUCAGCAGCUGAGAACUCAAGCCCACAAGGAGAUACACUCCCAGCAAGUGAAGGAGCACAGGAGCGUGGUUCUGGAUUUCAUUGAAGAUUACUUAAAAAGAGUAUGUAAACUUUACUCAGAACAGAGAGCCAUCCGAGUUAAACGAGUGGUGGAUAAGAAAAGACUAUCUAAGCUGGAACCAGAGCCAAAUACAAAAACAAGAGAAUCCAUGUCUUCUGAGAAAGGUUCACAGCAUCCUUCACAAGAGUCUGAAGAAAAACCUGCUACUGAAGAAUACCCAGAAAAAGUUCCAGCCGAAUCACAACCUGAACUGGGCACCUGGGGAGAGGGCAAAGGUGACGAUGAAUUAUCCCCAGAAGAAAUACAAAUGUUUGAACAAGAAAACCAGCGCCUCAUUGGUGAAAUGAAUAGCCUGUUCGAUGAAGUGAGGCAAAUUGAAGGGAGAGUGGUUGAAAUUUCCAGACUCCAGGAGAUUUUCACAGAGAAGGUUUUACAACAGGAAGCCGAGAUUGACAGCAUUCACCAGUUAGUAGUCGGAGCAACUGAGAAUAUCAAGGAGGGUAAUGAAGACAUCAGAGAGGCCAUUAAAAACAACGCUGGCUUCCGAGUGUGGGUCCUCUUCUUCCUGGUGAUGUGCUCCUUCUCCCUGCUCUUCCUGGACUGGUAUGACAGCUAGCCUGUCCUGGCUGCUCCUGGCGGAUGGCGCGUGGUCAAGGGUUGCCGGGAUCGGAGCAGGACUGUGCAAUUUCAUCACUGCGCCGUUCAGGGGGGAGGGGGCUGGGACUGAGGCACACUCUCACAGAAGGAACACCCAGACCUGUGGUUUUAAGCCCAUUUGGUAGCGGAAAGAGAAAAUAACACAAGUGGAACGCGGCCUAUAUAGCAGCAAUCCUGACUUGAGGUGGGUGAGGUGGGGGUGAAGGGGCUCACCGGCUGCACCUACAGCUGGAGGCCCGGGGCUCAGGGAGGCUCCUGCCUUGCCCUUCCAGUGGCUUCGGGGAGAAGUGCCGGUUGGUAACUUCUCACAAUGGUCAUUUCUUUGUUUCCUGUGGCUUCUUCUCUGCCUGAGCCCUGUGAUAGCCUCACUAUAUUCUAGAAGCAAACCUUUGUGCUGUUAAUGUAAUAAAUGCACCUAGAGCUACUUCGUGUCCUGUCAGUGGGUCACAGAAGUGCAGUGGACACCUGCCUGCUGGGUGGGGAAGAAGGUGGGGACAGACUCUGGGCACUCAGGUGGGGGCCACGGGAACUUGUGUCCAGAGCUGGAACCUGGCCUACAGCUCCCUGACCUGUGUGCCUGACCCUUGAAGAAACAGGAGCACCGGUUUGCAGUGGGAAGCUCAAGACUUCUGGAGCCACUUCUGUGCAGAAAGCUCGCUGGUGGUCCAUGGGGCCCCACACCCAUGUGCGAUACUGACUGUCGCACAGCUGCGGGCUCCUUGUGUUCCUUGUUUGCACAGAGCGGAAGUGUCAGAAGUUACCUGUGAGUGAGUUUACAGCCAAUAAAACAUCUAGAUGGUA